Molecule: messenger RNA, 1398 nt
Organism: Grosmannia clavigera kw1407
Lineage: Eukaryota; Fungi; Ascomycota; Sordariomycetes; Ophiostomatales; Ophiostomataceae
Product: aminoalcoholphosphotransferase
Exons: 3
Coding region: 1-1398 (465 amino acids)
Biological process (GO): phospholipid biosynthetic process
Cellular component (GO): membrane
Molecular function (GO): phosphotransferase activity, for other substituted phosphate groups
Source: RefSeq, a predicted model, not a curated record
AUGGUCUACCUACGACAAGAUUCCCUUCGAGGGCUCGAUCUGUACAAGUACUCGGGUGUUGACCACAGUCUAACAUCCAAAUACAUCCUUAAGCCGUUCUACAACAAUGUAGUGCUUCCUUGUUUCCCAAUGAGCAUGGCACCCAAUCUCAUCACGCUCUCUGGGUUUAUGUUUAUAGUCUUCAAUCUGUUCACGCUACUGUGGUACAACCCAUCACUCGCUCAAGACUGCCCGCCCUGGACCUACUAUAGCUGGGCUAUAGGUCUAUUUUUGUACCAGACUUUCGAUGCCGUCGAUGGAGCACAAGCGCGGCGAACGCACCAAAGCAGUCCGCUGGGCGAACUCUUUGAUCACGGCGUUGACGCACUAAAUACGUCUCUUGAGGUCCUGCUUUUCGCUGGCUCGCAGAAUUUGGGCCAUGGCUGGAGGACAGUGGCAGUGUUGUUUGCAUCCCUCAUGACGUUUUACGUGCAGACCUGGGAGGAGUACCAUACCCACACACUGACGCUUGGCUUCGUUAACGGACCAGUUGAGGGCAUUCUUAUUCUUGUCUCGGUAUAUGCUCUCACGGGCUACCUCGGUGGCGCUUCCUUUUGGCAACAACCUAUGCUUGCCACGUUGGCAGCUCCGGAUAGCGUACUGGAUCUUCUUCCGCCUGUGGUCCGCGACCUAUCUUUUACCGACUGGUACUUGGUGCAGGGCAGCCUUGUUCUUGUGUACAACACGGCCGAGUCGGCACGAACGGCAAUUGGCGUUUGGACCAAAGAAAACAGGGAAGCCAAGAACAAAAAGAGCUACCGUGAACAUCCAAUCCUCGGCCUCAUACCCUUCUUUGUGACCUGGAUCUUGGUCGUGGCAUAUCUGGCACUGCGGCCAGAAAUUCUACAUGCUCACCUGGUACCGUUUGUGCUCUUCGUGGGAAUUGUCAAUGCUUACUCUGUAGGCCAGAUGAUUACGGCCCAUGUGACACACAUGUCCUUUCCUUACCACAACGUGUUGCUUCUACCGCUAGCCUGGGGUGUUGUGGAUUCACUCGGCCCGGUGCUCCAGCACCUAGAGCCAACCGUGGCGCUGAUGCUUUUUGGGCCCGGCCAACCCCCAGCAGCCUUUAUUCUGGGCUGGCCUAGUGUUCUUGGCGACGGUGUUUAUCAGGUUGCAUUUAUGUUCUGCAUGUUGGGAACAGCUAUCGGCGUGUAUGGCUCCUUUGUUGUCGACGUCAUUGUCACCAUCUGUGACUAUUUGGAUAUCUGGUGUCUCACCAUCAAGCAUCCAUAUAUCGAGGGAGCUGAGGCCGAGAAGAAGGCGGCAGGGAAAACCAACGGCAAUGUGAGCAACGGGAACCUGGCAGCAUGCACAACCGCCACAGCCGUUCCCGAUGCGGCGACUCGGCGAACAUAG